Messenger RNA from Xiphias gladius (swordfish), 5797 nucleotides. It is a transcript of the gene sema4ab, whose product is annotated as sema domain, immunoglobulin domain (Ig), transmembrane domain (TM) and short cytoplasmic domain, (semaphorin) 4Ab. The transcript has 15 exons. Lineage: Eukaryota; Metazoa; Chordata; Actinopteri; Istiophoriformes; Xiphiidae. Gene Ontology annotation, biological process: positive regulation of cell migration; semaphorin-plexin signaling pathway; axon guidance. Gene Ontology annotation, molecular function: semaphorin receptor binding; chemorepellent activity. The record is from RefSeq and is a predicted model, not a curated record. Bases 356 to 2848 code for a protein of 830 amino acids.
AGCAUGCUGGACCUUCAGAUGGGAGGAGGCUUUCAGGCUUUGUUGUUGUACUAAAGGCGCUACUACGGUCAGCGUUUUCACCUCACCGGAUCACGUUUCCCAUGGAGCAAUGACAGUGAGGGAGAAGGCUGCGGACCUUCUGUUCGACCGGUAAAAGAAGACGAGAGGACGCAGUGAGGGAAACAAUCCGCACACAUAUCCAGUGAUGGUCCGCUGUACAAACCAGAGUAUGUGGUUACAGCUACGAUCUCCACCCCUACUACCAAGUCUUUGACACUUUGGAAUAACAUUAGACCCUUUGCUCACCCUCUGACCUUAAAUGUAACUGAGGUCAGACUCCCUCAUUCCUGCUGUAAUGAAGAUUCACAGCCUGCUGUCCCUCACUGUGGCCUUGCUGGCUUUUCUUAGCCCAUGUUUGACAAGACUGACUCCCAGAGUCUCCUUCCCUAUGGGUAGUCCUGGGAGACAUCUCACCCGCUUCAGUAGCCAUGAUGUUAGCAACACCACCACACUGCUGCUCAGUGAGGGUGGAGACAUGCUGUAUGUAGGAGCCCGGGAUGCUGUGUUAGCACUGGAUGUUAGCCGCAAGGAUGCCAUCAUACUAAGGAACAAGCUGGACUGGAGCCCUUCAGAAAAAGAUCUUGAACAAUGUUCCAUGAAAGGCAAGAAAAUGGCGGACUGUCCCAAUUUCAUUCGUGUACUACAGUUCUUGAACACCUCCCACAUCUAUGCCUGUGGAACAUUUGCCUUCAGUCCACGCUGCACCUACAUUAACUCAGAGACGUUAACAAUGAGCAUUAAGCCUGAUGAAGGUAGAGGUCGCUGCCCCUAUGACCCCUACCAACGCAACACUGCUAUUAUCGUAGAUGGAGAGCUUUAUACUGGGACGGUGGCAGACUACAGGGGGAACCGUCCAGUCAUCUCCCGGCACCUCAGUGAGGGCAGGCGUUUUGACCUGAAGUUGGAUGACACAUUAGGCUGGCUGGAGGAUCCAACUUUCAUCAGCUCCAGUUUCAUUCCUGAUGAGGAGAAAAUCUACUUCUUCUUCAGUGAAGUGGGCAGAGAGUAUGACUUCAUCGACAAAUUUAUUGUCUCUCGUGUUUCUCAGAUCUGCAUGAGUGAUGUUGGGGGCCAGCGGACCCUGCAGCGACGCUGGACCACCUUUGCCAAAGCUCAGCUGUUGUGCCAGGCUGACAAUGAGCUACCCUACAAUGUGAUCCAGGAUAUAGACACCCUACCUCCAGCAGAGGGAGCUCCUGCCGAUGACACUCUCUUUUAUGGCAUCUUCACCUCACAAUGGUCUGUCAACUCUGGACGGUCUGCAGUGUGUUCAUUCCGCCUAAAUGACAUCAAAUCAGUUUUCUCCGGUAACUACAAAGUCCUGAACCGGGACACGUUACAGUGGAGCACACGGGUUCAAGAGAAGGUUGCAAAUCCAGGAGAGUGUGGUCUGCACAACGCUACAGACAACGCCCUACGCUUUGUCAAAGAAAACUUCCUGGCAGAUGACAGUGUGCGGCCAGUUGGGAGAAGUCUAACCAUGGUGUCUGCUGAGCACAACUACAACCAUCUGACUGUCCAGAGAGUCCAGGCUGCCAACAAUAGAGACUACACUGUCCUGUUUCUGCUUACAGACUCUGGUUACCUACACAAAGCAGUGCUGCUGCAGAGUGGGGCCCACAUCAUUGAGGAGGUCCAGGUUUUUGAGCAACCCCAGCCUAUCAAGAGCAUGAAGCUCUCCAUACCCAAGGGUCUGAUAUAUGUUGGUACAUCAGAGGGUGUGGUGAAGGUUCCAACAGCGAACUGUUCCUUUUACUGGACCUGUGCUCAGUGUGUUCUGGCCCGAGAUCCCUUCUGUGGUUGGGACCCUGUCAACAGGGCCUGUGUGGAGGCCUCUAACACUCAGACCAGUCUAGGCCAGGACAUAGACCGAGGGAAUGUUGAAGAGACAUGCACCAGUGUUACAUUAACACAUAGAGCCAGAUUUGGUCCAAACAAACUGCCUGCAGCAUCAUGUCCUACAGGUGAGCUGGUGUCAGUGUCUUUGAAUGAAGUGGUACGGCUGCAGUGUCCUGCUGCAUCGCGGCUGUCCCAACAGCUGUGGGAGCGUCCCAAUAGCCGGCUGUCCUCAGAUCUGUACCUGCACCUGGGGGACGGGAGUCUGAGUUUUGUGGCCACCCCCGCCACACUGGGCCACUACCUCUGCCUAUCCACCGAGAACGGCUACCAACAGACUAUGGCCAUCUAUCAUGUCAAACAGAAGAGCAGCCCCAUGGCUCAAACUCCAACCAGCUACACCUGGCCUCAGACACACUCCAUAACCACCACACAGGCUAUGGCCAGACCCGGUCCUGGAAUGCACACCUCUGUGGGGACUUGGCCUAAAGGAAAAGCAACAAGACAAGGAGAGACUGAGCCAACACUUUCCAGCAGGGACACUCAGGUCAUCACCAGACAGCUGAGCAGGAACUUGACCCAAUGGACAAAGGAAUCUGGGCAGAAAGAGACAAAGUUUCGGGAAGGGGAGCCUUUGCAGUCAGCUCGAGGCCCUUGCUAUGUAAAGGAGCUGGUAGUUGUGUCAGUUCUGCUGGUGCUUUGCCUCAGUUUGCUAAUCACCAUGCUUUUUUAUGUCAUCAGACAGCGUUUCCACAGCCGAACAGCCCCGCAGGCAGGAACUCCAAUAAUAGACUCUGACAGAAGGACCCCUGUGGAGCAGGAGGCCUACAGCGAGAACCAGUUUCUGAGCAAACGCAAUGGAAAAACCCCACACAGCGGACAGGCCAGUGGCCUAGGUUGUAAUGGGGCACUCACAGGCUCUAAUGGGCAUUUGCCCAAUAUGCCCAUCUGAACAGUCCUACACAUUUAAACUGUUACAGAUGAGACUAGAGGUAAGUGGGGGGCCUCCCAGGUACCAGAGUCAUCAUGGUGACUGUCAGUCAGCCGAGUGAGAGGUUUUUUUUGCACAGCCAUUCACAAAGUACAAAGAUUGUGGAAUCCUGUGAUCCUAAUUGGUAACAUUUUGAUCUAAUAAGAUGGAGAGACAAUUUGUCGUUUGUACUUAAAUGCUGUCACAUACUUCUUUGUUGUUGCCAGAAGCCAAAACACAUUUGCUGUGAUGUCCUGAAUGUUUCACUUACUGAUGGGUACAAGCUGAUCCAACUGCAGCUGGUUCUUUCAAUAUUUUUUUUUCAGUUUUCGAUGCAAAGCAAGUGACCGCUACAGUUAUGCAGAACAUAAUCUAACAGAACUGUUAGAUUUUUAAAUUUCCAUUAGAGUCCAGGCCUAUGUUCAGUAAACUUCUCACAAUCCGACAUUUUACAUACAGGCAAACCAGACAUGGUUGUGUAUGCAACUCUUAGGGAAUACGGUUAUAUUUUGCUAAUUUGAUUUGCCAAACACAUUUUAGAGGAAGCAUAUCUGUGGCACAGUUUUCCUCAGUCCAGUGAGUAUGAUAAUUUGUCUGUGAGAUGGCAUUAAAGACAGAAUGUGAACGUGCCCUGGCUACAGUUAAGGUGAUGUUUGGUGGAGCUGUUGGACAAUUCUCACUGAUUUCCUGUGAAUCAUACACACUGGGCCAUUUGGACACUAUCAGCGCAUCCAUAUCACCUCUUCCACUAUGACACAGUGCUGCCACAUCAUGCAAAGAGGCUCUCUUUACAUGAUGUGGCAGCACAGUACAGUAGUGACGUACCCUCAAGGUAUGUCACAUUGGCCUUAUUUCAUGUCUCCUCGCUCCACGGGUGACUCAGACAUUGAUCUGGUCCACCAUCAUGAAGGGAGUUUCAGUUCCCUUAUUUCCUUUUGGAGUAGCAAGGAGGCAGCCCGGAGGAAACAUGAGCGAUGAUACAAUAGAAAAUUCUUCACCUAAGUAUUUUACUGGAUUGACACACCCCUUUUACUAGGAGUCUGUGAGCGACUGGACACUGCGACUGAUUGGAAUGAUCUGAUGCUACUGUUUUAUGCAGAAAUACAUAACAGAUUCAACUCAGGUGUAAUAUCACCACCAACUUUAGAUUUAUUUGUGUUCUGACUCGCUGUUCAGUCAAAAUGAUUGGAUCUGAGGUAACUGUGGGUCUGAUUAAUAAAGGAAGCAUAAUUCUUCAUUCAUCAGAAAGAAUGUUUUUUUUUUCUAACCUGUAUCGUGUAUAAUAUUACAGAAAGGGAGAGGAGAGGCUGAUGUCUUUCAAAAGUAAAAAUGUUACAAUUAAAUAUUGGUAUCUAUGAGGGUGAACAUCCCUGUCCAUCAUGUAGAAAGUAAUUUUUGAUGUGAAAUGUAUUUACAUAAUUUCCACUCUCCCUAAGAUAUAUAUUUAACUAAAUUGUUUCUACGAAUUGCAAGACAUUCUCAUCAUAACCUGGAUAUUUACAUAGUGAAUUUACAAACAAAAUAAUGAAUAAGUAAAUAAAGGGUUGCUUGCUUUGUGCUUUCAUUGUUUGGGCAGUAACUUUACAAACUGUGGUCUGACAGUCUGUUCACAAUAAAAAAAAUAAAAAUACAGGUUUUUAAUUAAUGUGCAGCUGCUUGUCUAACUGGUUAUAUAAGGGGAAACACAGAGACAUUUCACAGUCACUUUGGUCAUGUUGGAGGACGUCACUUCAAUGUGACAGUGUUGCUGGCAGCAGUAACCAUGUGCCCUUAUUAGUAUUUGGACAGUACAUCGUGUUGUCUAAGGCAUACAGAGUUGUUUAGUACCUGCAGACUGACAGCUGAAUCACAUCUGAUCCAGCUGUGAUUCAGCUGUGCUGUCAUCAUCAGAAACUGACAUGUCUUCAAAUGACAGUUCAGAGAAUAGGAAGCCUUCUCUAAGCAAGGAAGUUAUCUAUAAACAUGAUUCCUCCCUCCGCACAUCUUUACCUGCAUCCAAGACAGGGUGAGGGAAACAAUGAGACAUUUAAAACAAAUGAGAAACAGCAAGGGUUUCUGUAAUCUGGAUAGGGGAUUAAGAUGAUUUCACAUAGAAUUCUCCAGGAGAAUGCUUAUUUGUUGGCCAUGUAUCAACAUAACUGGAAUUUGCACCAGAAUCCAAUAACCAGUUGUUGCAUUUUGUUUUUCCAUUCAACACCUGCGGGAGAAUGAAAACAGAUUUGGUAAGGUUAAUGAUUAACUUGAGGAGGUUAACUUUCCGUGGUUAAGAAACCUGACUGAAUACUUUUCUUCUCCAUGGAAAAUCAGGACCAAAUUACAUCACUGAUAGACUGUUUUCAUAUUAGCACAGAUGUUUGACUCUGAGAUGCUGCAUAAAUAAGCCUGGUUAAUAUUUGACAUCUUGCUAACUCUGAGAAAUGCUUACCUUUGUAAUACCUUCAGCACAAUUAUCACUUCUUUGUAUCGUAUUGGGCUCACUGGCAACAUUUUCAAUGUGUUUUGGCUACUGUAUUUUUAAAUGACAUCACUAUGCCCAUUGCGGUGCAUGGCACUAUGAUGACCAUACUGCUCAUUCAGAUGGCCAGCAUCACUGAUGAAAUGAAAAUCUAGAAUGAAUAAAGUCAUCUAUCAUAUCAACAAACAAAUAAAUGCUAUUCUUAAGAAACCAUACAGUACCUUAGUGCAAUUGCAGUAACGUUUGUAUGUCGAUAUUUGUCUCAAGUCAUUGACGUUUCAGAAAUGUUAUUUAUAAAACUAAGUUAUUAAUUGCAAAGGUGGAAAAAUCUAAAAAAAAAUGGAAGAUAGUUAAGUCCUCUUUAAAGUGUUAACAGAUCUUUAAAUUAAUGUUUUUGUCAGUUUAAUUAUCCUUGCAAUGCCAUGAUUUUGUAGUACAUUUGUAAAUGACAGAAAUCCUGGUAUGGUUAUUUUAAG